CCUUUUCAGGAUAAAAAGGGAAAAAGGUUCCGCACAUGCGAUGCACGUGAUCAUUCGCCCCAAUUCAAUCCCCCGAAUCAAGCAAAUCAAAAGCCCUAAACCAGAAAGAGCCAGAAAAAAAGGCGGGAAGUCAUCCCUCUCCCGCUCUCUUCUUCCUUUUUAGUUUUUACAUCAUCGAUAUCGGGGAAGAAGAAGUUAUAGUUUCCUACAUUUUCUACUGACCACUUCACUGAAAUCAUGAACCGCGCCGGAAAUGCCAAGAAGCGACCACCGCCGGCGAAGCCUGCGCAGCCGCCACCCGCGGCGAAGGUGCAGGCGAUAGGACCGGAGGACGAUUUCGUCGACGAGGACGUGUUCCUCGAGGAAACCCUAAUAGCAGAAGACGAAGUGAACAUCAACCGCGAGUGGGGUAAGGAGUCGCUCGCCACUCACCUUGCAAAGUGGAAGCGCCCUGCGCUCUCACCCGACUACGUUUCCCAGUCCAAAAGCAUCACGUUUCAGCAGCUGGAGCUGGAUUAUAUAGUUGGAGAGAGCCCUAAGGAAUUGGUGGGUAAUUGGUCGGGUCCUGCCCCAGUUAUUAGAAUCUUUGGGGUUACAGCAGAAGGUCACAGUGUGUGCUGCAAUAUUCAUGGAUUUGAACCCUAUUUCUACAUCAGUUGCCCUCCUGGAAUGGGCCCUGAUGACAUAUCUCGGUUUCAUCAGGUCCUUGAGGGGAGAAUGAGGGAGCUCAACCGGAAUAGUAAUGUGUCAAAACUCAUUAGGAGAAUCGAGAUGGUACAAAAGAAGAGCAUCAUGUUCUACCAACAACAGGACUCCAAUCCCUUUCUUAAGAUUGUUGUUGCUUUGCCAGCAAUGGUUGCCGGUUGUCGUGGUAUUCUUGACAAAGGAAUACAGAUAGACGGCGUGGGCAUGAAGAGCUUUAUGACAUAUGAAAGCAAUGUUGUUUUUGCUCUCCGUUUCAUGGUUGAUUGUGGGAUUGUUGGUGGAAAUUGGAUAGAAGUGCCUGCUGGAAACUAUAAGAAGACAGUCAAGAGCUUCUCCUAUUGUCAAUUGGAGGUGGAUUGCUUAUAUUCAGCAUUGGUUAGCCAUGCCCCAGAAGGAGAGUUCUCAAAAAUGGCUCCUUUCCGGAUAUUGAGUUUCGAUAUUGAGUGUGCUGGACGUAAAGGUCAUUUUCCAGAGCCUACUCAUGAUCCUGUUAUUCAGGUGGCCAACCUAGUAACCCUGCAGGGGGAGAGCCAACCAUUUGUGCGUAAUGUUAUGACACUAAAAUCAUGCUCACCUAUAGUUGGUGCGGAUGUGAUGUCUUUUGAUACCGAAAAAGAAGUGCUGCUAGCUUGGAGGGAUUUUGUCCUUGAAGUGGAUCCAGAUAUUAUUAUUGGAUAUAAUAUCUGUAAUUUUGAUUUGCCAUAUCUUAUUGAGAGAGCUCAAAGCUUGGGCAUAUCAGAAUUUCCAGUAUUGGGACGCAUUCGAAACAGCAGGGUUACAGUCAAAGAUGCGACUUUUUCAUCAAGGCAGUAUGGAACGCGAGAAAGCAAAGAAGUUGCUUUAGUAGGCAGGGUUCAGUUUGAUUUGCUUCAGGCUAUGCAAAGGGAUCAUAAACUGAGUUCUUAUUCAUUAAACAAUGUCUCAGCACACUUUCUUUCUGAGCAGAAAGAGGAUGUUCACCAUUCAAUAAUAUCUGACCUUCAAAACGGAAACUCAGAAACAAGGAGGCGGCUUGCGGUUUAUUGUUUGAAGGAUGCUUACCUCCCACAGCGCCUUUUGGACAAACUAAUGUAUAUAUACAAUUAUGUAGAAAUGGCUCGUGUUACUGGUGUUCCUAUAUCUUUUCUUCUUUCAAGGGGACAGAGUAUUAAGGUACUUUCUCAACUUCUGAGGAAGUCUAAGGAAAAGGGUCUUGUUCUUCCAAAUGUUAAACAGGCAGGAUCAGAUCCAGGAUCAACAUAUGAAGGUGCAACUGUUUUGGAUGCUAAAGUGGGAUUCUAUGAGAAGCCAAUUGCAACAUUGGAUUUUGCUUCUUUAUAUCCAUCGAUAAUGAUGGCAUAUAACUUGUGCUACUGCACUCUGGUGACUCCUGAAGAUAUUAAGAAGCUCAAUCUGCCUCCAGAAUGUGUCAAUAAAACUCCAUCGGGUGAAACAUUUGUCAAACCGAGCUUGCAAAAGGGAAUUCUUCCUGAAAUUCUUGAAGAACUAAUUGCUGCACGUAAAAGAGCAAAAGCAGAUUUAAAGGAGGCUAAGGAUCCAUUUGAGAAGGCUGUUUUAGAUGGCCGCCAACUAGCCCUCAAGAUUAGUGCGAAUUCUGUGUAUGGCUUUACAGGAGCAACAAUUGGCCAAUUGCCAUGCCUAGAGAUAUCCUCAAGUGUCACGAGCUAUGGUCGCCAAAUGAUUGAGCACACCAGAAGACUUGUGGAGGAUAAAUUUACCAUGAUGGGAGGCUAUGAGCACAAUGCUGAGGUUAUAUAUGGGGACACAGAUUCUGUUAUGGUACAAUUUGGGGUGGCUACUGUAGAAGAAGCAAUGAAAUUAGGAAGAGAGGCUGCUGAGCAUAUUAGUGGAACUUUCACCAAACCGAUCAAGCUAGAGUUUGAGAAGGUUUACUUUCCAUAUCUACUGAUAAACAAGAAGAGAUAUGCUGGCUUGUACUGGACGACUCCAGCCAAAUAUGAUAAAAUGGAUGCUAAAGGAAUUGAGACAGUCCGAAGAGACAACUGCCUUUUGGUUAAAAACCUGAUAACUGAAUGUCUGCAUAAGAUACUAAUGGACAGAGAUGUACCUGGCGCAGUUCAAUAUGUAAAGAAUACUAUUUCAGAUCUUCUCAUGAAUCGUCUGGACCUGUCACUCCUUGUUAUUACUAAGGGUUUGACCAAGACUGGAGAUGACUAUGAAGUGAAGUCUGCUCAUGUUGAGCUUGCUGAACGAAUGCGCAAGAGAGAUGCUGCCACUGCCCCCAACGUUGGGGACCGAGUUGCUUAUGUCAUAAUAGAAGCUGCAAAAGGAGCAAAGGCCUAUGAGAAGUCUGAGGAUCCCAUAUAUGUGCUAGAGAAUAACAUUCCAAUUGACAGUAAAUAUUACCUCACAAAUCAGCUACAGAAGCCACUUCUACGUAUCUUUGAGCCGAUUUUGAAGAACGCCAAAGAUGAACUACUCAGCGGGGAUCACACCCGAAAUAUAUCGAAACCCAUUCCAUCAAGUGGGGGCAUUAUGAGAUUUGCAAAGAAACAACUCACCUGCCUUGGCUGCAAAGCAGUAAUAAAGGAUUCGGAGCGAACUCUUUGCACUCAUUGCCAAGGAAGAGAAGCCGAGCUGUACUGCAAGAGUGUUUCUCAAGUGGCUGAUCUAGAAUCCCUUUUUGGGAGGCUGUGGACACAGUGCCAGGAAUGUCAAGGCUCUCUUCAUCAAGAUGUGCUAUGCUCUAGUCGAGAUUGCCCUAUAUUCUACCGGCGGAAGAAAGCACAGAAAGACAUGGGUGAAGCAAGGCGGCAGCUGGAUCGCUGGAACUUCUGAGUAUUGAGAGUAGACUGUUUGUAUGAGAGUUUUUGCUGCAGGUUGUUAAGUAGGUUCUGGAUUCUUUCUACCCUUGUACCAUAGUUAGUAAAUACUCCGCUUAAUACGCGUAUUGCAUGCCCUUUUCUGUGUACCUAAAGAUGCAUAGAUAGCAGACGCUUCAGAUCAAUGAGAAGUAUCUUUCUGGAGAACUAUUCAUUUAUUCUGUUCUUUCUCCUGGGAAAUGAAAUGGGUUUUGCACU
Messenger RNA from Linum trigynum, 3746 nucleotides. Lineage: Eukaryota; Viridiplantae; Streptophyta; Magnoliopsida; Malpighiales; Linaceae. The record is from the annotation of a GenBank genome assembly.